UGCUCAGUGGCGCUCCCCCCCCCGCCCCGGGGCGGGCGCGCAUGCGCGGUGGGGCCCGGGGGUUGCAGCAGCUCCAGCGCGGCGGCGGUUCGGGCUUCGGGGCUCGCGGGCGCGGGGAGAGGCGAUGGCCGACGACCUGGACUUCGAGACGGGCGACGCGGGGGCCUCGGCCACGUUCCCCAUGCAGUGCUCGGCGCUGCGCAAGAACGGCUUCGUGGUGCUCAAGGGCCGCCCCUGCAAGAUCGUGGAGAUGAGCACCUCCAAAACGGGCAAGCACGGCCACGCCAAGGUGCACCUGGUGGGCAUCGACAUCUUCACGGGCAAGAAGUACGAGGACAUCUGUCCGUCCACCCACAACAUGGACGUGCCCAACAUCAAACGGAACGACUUCCAGCUGAUCGGGAUCCAGGACGGGUACCUGUCGCUGCUCCAGGACAGCGGCGAGGUGCGGGAGGAUCUGCGGCUGCCGGAGGGGGAGCUGGGCCGGGAGAUCGAGCAGAAAUACGACUGCGGCGAGGAGAUCCUGAUCACGGUGCUGUCGGCGAUGACCGAGGAAGCCGCUGUCGCGAUCAAAGCCAUGGCCAAAUAGGGCAGGCGGCGCCGCCGGGGCCGGGCCGGCCCCUCCCCCACCCGGGGUGCACCUCCCCCCCCCCCGGGGCGCCCCUCCCCCACCCACACCCUGGGGGGGGGAGGGGAGGGGGGGAGGGGCUGAGCAGGGGGGAGGGGCCGAGCGGGGGGGAGGGGUCCCCCUGCCCCUCCCCCACCCCCCAAACCCCCCCCAGCCCCGCGGGGGGGGGAGGGGCGCCCCGGGAGGGGGAGGGGCGGCCCAGGCCCCGCCCCUGCUCUGGCCCCGCCCCCUCCUCUGGCCCCGCCCCCUCCCCCCUGGCUGGGGCCUCGGAUGGGAAAUCAAUAAAUCAAUAAAUAAUAAUAAUUAAC
Molecule: messenger RNA, 936 nt
Organism: Passer domesticus (house sparrow)
Lineage: Eukaryota; Metazoa; Chordata; Aves; Passeriformes; Passeridae
Gene: EIF5A
Product: eukaryotic translation initiation factor 5A
Exons: 6
Coding region: 125-589 (154 amino acids)
Biological process (GO): positive regulation of translational termination; translational elongation; positive regulation of translational elongation
Molecular function (GO): RNA binding; translation elongation factor activity; ribosome binding
Source: RefSeq, a predicted model, not a curated record